Molecule: messenger RNA, 1110 nt
Organism: Lottia gigantea (owl limpet)
Lineage: Eukaryota; Metazoa; Mollusca; Gastropoda; Lottiidae
Exons: 11
Coding region: 1-1110 (369 amino acids)
Biological process (GO): synaptic vesicle uncoating
Cellular component (GO): presynapse; glutamatergic synapse; cytoplasm
Molecular function (GO): protein binding
Source: RefSeq, a predicted model, not a curated record
AUGUCGUUUGCUGGGUUAAAGAAACAAUUUAAUAAAGCCAACCAGUAUAUGAGUGAAAAAAUUGGUGGUGCUAAAGGAACAGAGCUUGAUGAUGAAUUUAUGGAAAUGGAAAGAAAAAUUGAUGUUAUGGGUAAUUUGGUUCAAGACCUUAUAGCUAAGACUCAGGAAUAUCUCCAACCAAACCCAGCAUCAAGAGCUAAAUUAAGCACAAUGCAUACCAUAUCUAAGAUUAGGGGUCAAGGAAAAAUAGCCCCCUACCCUCAACCAGAAGGAAUAUUAGGUGAACAUAUGUCUAAACAUGGGAAGGAUUUAGGUGAAGAUUCCGUUUUUGGUCAAAGUUUAAUGGAAAGUGGUGAAAUAUUUAAACAUUUAGCAGAAGUCAAAUAUAGUUUGGAAGAUAACGUCAAACAAACUUUCUUAGAUCCUCUAACUCAAUUGUUAUCGAAAGAAAUUAAGGAAGUUAAUCAUCAUCGUAAAAAAUUGUCAGGUAGAAGAUUGGAUUAUGAUUGUAAAAGAAGAAAGAAGGAAAAAGGCGGAGCAAAUGUAACAGAAGAUGAUUUGAGUAUGGCGGAAGAGAAAUUUGAUGAAACUAAAACAUUAACUGAAACAGCCAUGAAUAAUUUAUUAGAUAAUGAGGUGGAACAAAUAGCACAGCUUCAGGCAUUUAUAGAGGCCCAAACUAAUUAUCAUAGACAAGCCAUGGAAGCAUUACAAUCAUUAUGUGAAACAUUGGAAGAGAAGAGAAAUGAAGCAGCUAAUAAACCUCGAAAUGAACAUAUCCCCAAACGUAUUUCAUCAUUUAGACGUAGCCCCUCACCAUCACCACUAUAUGAAACACCACAUGAUAAUAAUAUGGGUAAUUCAGGUAGCUACAAUUUUGGAUCCUCUGCACCUCCUAAUUAUAACCAAUCGGUUUCCAACAAACAGCAAGCCAAAUGUGAAGCUUUAUAUGAUUUUGAACCAGAGAAUGAAGGUGAACUGGGUUUCCGGGAAGGUGAUACUAUAACAUUAUUAAGUCAUAUUGAUGAGAAUUGGUGCGAAGGAUCAUUAAAUGGGGUUGUGGGUUAUUUCCCUACCAAUUAUGUGAAUAUACUUGUUCCUUUACAAUGA